CCCGAGCUCCAUUGCGGAAGCCGAGGCUCGCCAUAUUGUGCGGCGGCGCCGGCGGCCGCGGCGGCUGGUACUCGAGUCUCGCUCCGGCCGCGGUCAGCGGAGUCCCGGGCUGGGGCAGGAGCCGCAAUGUCUCAAGCUGUGCAGACGAAUGGAACUCAACCAUUAAGCAAAACAUGGGAACUCAGUUUAUAUGAAUUACAACGAACACCUCAGGAGGCAAUAACAGAUGGCUUGGAAAUUGUUGUUUCACCCUCGAAGUCUACACAGUGAAUUAUGUGCCCAAUUUGUUUGGAUAUGUUGAAGAACACCAUGACUACAAAGGAGUUGCAUCGGUUUUGUGCAGACUGCAUUAUCACGGCCCUCAGAAGUGGCAAUAAAGAAUGUCCUACAUGUCGGAAAAAGCUAGUUUCCAAAAGAUCACUAAGGCCAGACCAAACUUCGAUGCACUCAUCAGCAAAAUUUAAUCCAAGUCGUGAUGAGUACGAAGCUCAUCAAGAGAGAGUAUUAGCCAGGAUCAACAAGCACAAUAACCAGCAAGCACUCAGUCACAGCAUUGAGGAAGGGCUGAAGAUACAGGCCAUGAACAGAUUACAGCGAGGCAAGAAACAGCAGAUCGAGAACGGCAGUGGGGCCGAGGACAACGGGGACAGCUCUCACUGCAGCAACGCGUCCACCCACAGCAACCAGGAGGCGGGGCCCAGCAACAAGCGGACCAAGACGUCCGACGACUCGGGGCUGGAGCUGGACAACAGCAGCGCGGCGGUGGCCAUCGACCCGGUGAUGGACGGGGCCAGUGAGAUCGAGCUCGUGUUCAGGCCCCAUCCCACCCUCAUGGAGAAGGAUGACAGCGCGCAGACGAGAUACAUAAAGACUUCUGGUAAUGCCACUGUUGAUCACUUAUCCAAGUAUCUGGCUGUGAGGUUAGCUUUAGAAGAACUUCGAAGCAAAGGAGAAUCGAACCAGAUGAACCUUGAUACAGCCAGUGAGAAGCAGUAUACCAUCUACAUAGCAACUGCCAGUGGGCAGUUCACUGUAUUAAAUGGCUCUUUUUCUUUGGAAUUGGUCAGUGAGAAGUACUGGAAAGUGAACAAACCCAUGGAACUUUACUAUGCACCCACAAAGGAGCACAAAUGAGCUUUUACAAAACCAGUUCGGAGAAUGAACUUUUUUAUAGCCUAUUUCUUUAUUAUCAAAGAUGUAUCAUCAUUACUUUUAUGGACAGAAUCUUGGAUAUGUUGUUCAGUUUUCUUCCUGAGCCAGAUUCGUUUACACUAUUAGAAUCUUUUCCCCUUAAUUUAAGAUUUCCCUUUUGGAAGGGAUUGCAGUUAUUCAGAACUUUUUCUUUUUAAAAAAAAUAUAUCUAAGUUCUAUGUCUUCACAAAGUGUGGUUCCAUUUGGAGCACCCUUUGACCCAGGAAUUUUUCAGAGUUCUGUAUUCUUAAGAUUCAGUUGGCCAUCUUUUCCCCUCCCUCAAAGUUUAGGCCUUACAGAAUGUGAAUUUGUAUUUUGACUUUUUUUCCUGGAGUCUUGUAUAUUUAUAGUUUUCUAUAUAGGCCGUAGUAGUAUCUUCAUGAAGACCAAGACUCAAAUUUACUGUGCUUAAAAGUCCAUUCUCAUAGGAUUAUUGUUUUCAUGGUAUUUUCUUCCAUAAUAUCUCAUUCUUUUUUUCAAAAAAAGGUUCUUUAUGAAGGUAGUGACCAUUGUCAUGCAGUGUUAUUUUCUCUCCCGCCGCGCCCCCCCCCCGCCCCCCCUGAUUUUGGAAUUUCUGAUCCUGGGAAAGAGAAUCCAACAGAAUCUCAAGUUCAAUAAGGACUUGGUUCAUUUAUAGAUUUUACUGAAGAAAUAUUAUAUUGGUCUUAUGUAGUCUUCAAGUAUAUAUUUAAAAAGUCUUUGUAUUAGUUCUGCUGUCACUUCAGUUCCUGUAUUAUGUAUGUUUGAUGAUUUUUUUCUAUUAAAAUACCAGAGAUAUGGAGAUAUUUUGCACUUUAGCUUUGAUGAAAAGUACAAGAUAUGUUCAGAGCUUCCGCAGUUCUUUUCUGUUGGUAGCUAUGUGAGUUACGGAGAACAUGGCACAUGGAACUAACAGUGGGGGGAAAACAUUUGCUUCUGUUUGAAAGUGUUUUGUAUUUUGGGUUGCCGUAUAUCAGUUUAUGUGUUUGGUGCUCUGCUAAUUACACUCUAGAGAAACAAGUUAAUGGAGCUUGAGACCUGCCUUGAUAGGUAGUAGGAGAUAAUUCUGUAGAAGAAUGUCAGCCAGUAGGGCAAAAGUCAUUCUGUUCUUGUUCAUUCAGUUUUAUGUUGAGGGACAGUUGAAUGUUCAGCAUUGGGGCCCAGAAGGCUUUGUGCUGGCAGGUCAGAAACAAGAUUGGACUUGUGUGUUCUUUUUCAUCUCUGUUCUAAUUUCAGGUGUGUUUGCAAGUUUGUAUUGUCACAGUACUUACAAAGACAUGUUCGCAUUGAGAGAUUAACCCCGAGGGGUUUCUGCCAGGGGUGCUAGCCCCCCAGAACCGCUGGAACGAAGGCCUGGCCCGUGGUCGGAGCUGUCUGUCGUGUUGGGGAGGUCGGGGCCACCCUGAUGCUCUGCAGCUUCGGCCCCAUGUGAAAACCUCAAAGGCUUAUCCAGUUCAGUUUUUUACCGUUUUAUUGAAAAUACUUAAAACCUGUUUUUACAGUUGUUUUUGGUAAUCUGUGCCAUGAAAUUUGAAAACCACCAAAAAGCAUUGAAAUUUUGUAUUCAAUUUCUUUCUUCUGGUGUAAUGUUAACAUUGUAUAGACUAUUACUGCAUGUCCACUCAAUAUAACUCUGGUUUUGCGAUAUAACUAUUUAGAUUUUAUUGGUGACAUUAGAUUAGUUGUUGCAUUAAAUAACUGAAUUCCCAUUGUGA
This is a messenger RNA of Phyllostomus discolor (pale spear-nosed bat), 2885 nucleotides long. It is a transcript of the gene RNF2, whose product is annotated as ring finger protein 2. The record is from RefSeq and is a predicted model, not a curated record. Gene Ontology annotation, molecular function: chromatin binding; ubiquitin protein ligase activity. Gene Ontology annotation, cellular component: ubiquitin ligase complex; PcG protein complex. Lineage: Eukaryota; Metazoa; Chordata; Mammalia; Chiroptera; Phyllostomidae.